This is a messenger RNA of Exaiptasia diaphana, 1835 nucleotides long. RefSeq names its product long-chain-fatty-acid--CoA ligase 1. Gene Ontology annotation, biological process: long-chain fatty acid metabolic process. Lineage: Eukaryota; Metazoa; Cnidaria; Anthozoa; Actiniaria; Aiptasiidae. The record is from RefSeq and is a predicted model, not a curated record. Gene Ontology annotation, cellular component: membrane; endoplasmic reticulum. Gene Ontology annotation, molecular function: long-chain fatty acid-CoA ligase activity.
CCUAUUAACGACUUUCUUAGUAGUUGGAAUAAUCAUCUAUUUGAUGUCUAGAAAAAAAGAUCAUUUGAGUGCUGAGACCGUUGCUUCAGUGUGUGGUCACAACUUAGAUAAACAGUCCAUUGAGGUUGAGGGGACCGGUGGAGCAAGGCGAUGUACCCUGACGGAUCAAGUUGUGACCCGUCUCCAUGACAACGUAGAUACAAUCUAUGAUGCUUUCAUGCGGGGUGUCAAACUCUCAGGURACAGGCCUUGCUUAGGGACACGAAAGCCKCCAUCAAAUAAAUACGUCUGGCUCACCUAUAAUGAGGUUCAUGCCAGAGCUUAUCACGUGGGCUGUGGAUUGGUUAAUACUGGUUGCAAGCCGUCRAGUCUGAUAGGGAUAUUUGGUCCAAAUUGUGUAGAGUGGUUCUUGACAGACAUCGGUUGUCAAAUGUUCUCCAUGGUAACCGUGCCGCUUUACGACACUCACGGGCUCGACGCCUGUGUACAUAUCAUAAACGAAGCUCAGCUCUCAACAGUCGUCUGUCACGAGCCAAAAGUGUCCAUUAUUCUUACUUGUAAGGACAGAUGUAUGACUGUGGACACAAUUGUUAAAAUAGGAAAUCCAGUUACACAAGAAGAGAAAGCUGCGGCCGAAAGAUGCGAUGUCAAACUAGUGAGCUUUCAGGAUCUCGAGGCCACUGGGAGAGAAUCUCCAUGCCAGCUCAAAGUGCCAAGACCCGACGAUAUCUUUACUAUAUGCUAUACUAGUGGAUCUACAGGGACUCCAAAAGGUGCUAUUAUCACUCAUGAUAACAUGAUUUCAGAUCUUUCAGCAUUUCACUUCGUUGUGCAGCGGUUCGGAUUGAAAAUGAAUGAAGAUGAGGUACUGCUGUCCUACUUACCGAUGGCUCACAUGUACGAACGAGUAAACCAGCUUGCUGGAGGACGCAUUGGCUUUUUCAGCGGUAACAUCAAAUUGCUAUUGGAUGAUCUCCAAGAAUUAAAGCCUACAGUUUUUCCCACGGUUCCCCGUUUACUGAAUAGGAUCUACGACAAGGUCAACAAUGAAAUAAGUAAAAGAAAAUUCAAGUCUUGGUUAUUUGAGAUGGCGAUGGCUGCAAAGCAAAGAGAGGUCGAUAGGAACAAAAUCAGGAACGACUCAUGGUGGGAUGUCUUUGUCUUCAGAAAAAUCCAGGACAUUCUUGGUGGACGUGUAAGAAUGGUUCUCUCUGGUUCRGCGCCAUUGUCUUCUAAAGUAGCUAAAUUCAUGCGCUGUGUAAUGGGUUGCCAUGUGCUGGAAGGCUAUGGUUUGACCGAGGCAGUAGCUUCAGUGAGCUUGCAGUUGAUUGACGACUUGACUGUAGAUUUGUGUCAAGGGAAGAAACGUAUUUAAAGGGUAUCUAAAUAACCCAGAAAAAACUGCUGAAGUUCUUGGAAAGGACGGCUGGCUCAAAACUGGUGAUAUAGGUGAAUGGACAAAGGUAUAUGGCGCUUUGACUGGUGUCGGUGGUGUCUUCAGGGGAAGGAUUAGGACAUCUCAGGAGGUUGUUCUUUUGGCAGUUCCUCCGCUGUGGUCCUUUUUAAUAGCGAUUGCUGUYCCUGAUGCUGACGUAUUAAUGGACUGGGCCAAAAAGAAAGGAAUUAUGGGAACGAUAACAGUACUUUGUMAAAUGAAGAUUGUUACGGACACAAUUCUAGAGGACUGCUUAAGACGAGGGAAAGAAUCAAAUUUGAACAGACUAGAGCAGAUUAARCACUUGCACUUGCAUCCUGAGCCAUUCUCCUCUGAAAACAAACUUCUUACUCCGACACUGAAAAACAAAAGACCAGCCAUAACCAAGUUUUUCCAAAAG